Molecule: messenger RNA, 1845 nt
Organism: Sinocyclocheilus grahami
Lineage: Eukaryota; Metazoa; Chordata; Actinopteri; Cypriniformes; Cyprinidae
Product: ras-related GTP-binding protein C-like
Exons: 5
Coding region: 238-1176 (312 amino acids)
Biological process (GO): negative regulation of autophagy; cellular response to starvation; positive regulation of TORC1 signaling
Cellular component (GO): nucleus; Gtr1-Gtr2 GTPase complex; lysosome
Molecular function (GO): GTP binding; GTPase activity
Source: RefSeq, a predicted model, not a curated record
CACACUGUAGACCUUUCCGCUCGCCUGCAGGCGUUCCUCCUCUGCGCCUGUCAUAUGAUCAGCUUCCCGUUUGUUUGUGUUCAUGCUGCAAGCUAACCGCUUCCCACUAUGAAACCUCCUCAUCUGUGUCCAAACUGAACUUGUAAUCCACACCGAUCCCACCUCAAUAACCCAAACAUCCUACAGAGUCCCCACAGACAGAUCAGAGGGAUUUAAAGCUUUAAAAACAGGGUUAUAAUGUCGAUCGAGUACGAGGAGCAGCUAGCCGGAAGCCUGGUGGACUCUUUCCCUAAAGAUUUCGGCUACGGCGUGGAAAACAUGGAUAUGAUGCAGGAAAACUUGGAAAACUCGCCGUCUGCAGACAAUAAACCCAGAAUCCUGCUGAUGGGACUGAGGCGUAGCGGGAAAUCCUCCAUCCAGAAGGUGGUGUUUCAUAAGAUGUCCCCGAAUGAGACGCUCUUCCUGGAGAGCACCAACAAGAUCUACAAGGACGACAUCUCUGGCAGUUCCUUCGUGAACUUUCACAUAUGGGACUUUCCGGGGCAGGUGGACUUUUUCGACCCCACAUUCGAUUACGAGAUGAUUUUCAGGGGCACCGGCGCGCUGAUUUUCGUCAUUGAUGCUCAGGAUGACUAUGUAGAAGCAUUAGGCCGGCUACAUCUGACAGUGUCGCGGGCAUUCAGGGUGAACCCGGAGAUCAAUUUUGAGGUGUUUAUACACAAGGUGGACGGUUUAUCGGAUGAUCAUAAGAUAGAGACGCAGAGAGACAUUCAUCAGAGGGCUAAUGAUGAUCUAGCUGACGCCAGUCUGGAAAAGCUUCACCUCAGAUUGAAUGUUUUUAGCCUAAAAGACGACGGCAAUGGUAACGCUUAUGAUAAAGAGUCUCUGGCCAUCAUAAAGCUGAACAACACCACAGUGCUUUACCUGAAGGAGGUCACCAAGUUCCUGGCUCUGGUCUGCAUCCUGAGAGAAGAGAGCUUUGAGAGAAAAGGUUUGAUAGACUACAACUUCCACUGCUUUCGAAAGGCCAUCCACGAGGUAUUCGAGGUGAGCAGCUCCACCCAGAGGACAGGAGCGGCGGUGCAGUCCAGCCCACCCAGCAGCAGCGGUAACGGCAACGGCCUGGCCCGACUCAAAUCCACAGCGCUGAACGGUACACCCAGGAGCCUGGUUUAACCCAGGACACACGGACCUCUAAGAACACAGGGCCUUCACACUAGUGCGCUGAACGUGCUCCAACGUACACGUGAGAUUACUGGAGCGUUUCUCUAGUUAUACCUGCUGUUCCAGGGCCUGAGAGACACUUCAGGACACUCAUACAGGACAGACUACAUUGCUGCUUUUUUGUGAUAUUUUGAUGUGUGUGUGUGUGUGUGUGUGUGUGUGAGAGAGAGAGAGAUUGUGUGCAAGCACAGCAUCAGCUGUUAUAGUGGGGGAAAUGGGAAAUCUUUAGUUUAGCCAACAGAAUGAGGCACAAUGAAAUGAUCUAGAAUUGUCACACUGAGGAAAUACAAUCUCACAACCAGUGAGCUGCCUAUCAUUUUUAUAUCAUUAUGUGUUUAUGGUGGCCAAAAGUGUUGUCUAGGUAAGACACUCUCUCUAAGUUUCGAGGCACAACCCACUUUUCAGAGGUUUGAGGGUGAAUUUUACAACAACAACAAAAAAACAUGUUCAAGUGACAUUUCACAAACCAAUCAAAAUGAAAAAUUGCUUAAAUUAUGCCUGUUUUUAGGUGCAUUCAAAUGUUUUCAUUGUGAUAAAACACAUUUUACCCAAAUUCUCAUCGCCGUCAAUAAGUCAGAACAUUUUACUAUUUAAUUUUAUUAUUAUUUUUUGUAAUUCCCA